Messenger RNA from Oncorhynchus tshawytscha (Chinook salmon), 3683 nucleotides. It is a transcript of the gene axdnd1, whose product is annotated as axonemal dynein light chain domain containing 1. NCBI's taxonomy places the organism in Eukaryota, Metazoa, Chordata, Actinopteri, Salmoniformes, Salmonidae. The coding region runs from base 438 to 3569 and encodes 1043 amino acids. The record is from RefSeq and is a predicted model, not a curated record. The transcript is spliced from 25 exons.
AUUCCAGCCAUUACCACGAGCCCGUCCUCCCCAAUUAAGGUGCCACCAACCUCCUGGGACUGGGUUUAUGAAAUUUGACUCUCCAUGGGAACGAGGGCUUUCCUCCGACCCUCCUCGUCUACAGACACGCCCAUUUGCUGCAGUUGAGCGUCCAUAGCAACAACUCCAUGGGGGGGAAGUGACUGACAGGAGUUUUGAAAUAGUUCCAGUGACACUAAAGUUCUUUAGUGAGGUUUUAGCUAGCUACUUUGCUCUCUCAUGGACGCUAAUAUUUAUAACAACGCUAUGCAGAACAAAGUUGCUUGGAAGUGGCGAGUUAUCGACUACAUGCGAACAUGCUAACGUUAAUUGGGCUAUUUUUGGCUAACGUUAGAUAGCUCGCUAUAAUUAGUAUUAUUGUUUACAUUUUGUAGCUAGCUAGCUAAUGUUAGUUGAGGAUGUCUGCAUCCAUAAAAUCAAGCCCGUCACCUCCUGUCUUACCGAAACCAGAGGGCCGAAGGAUAAAGUCAAGUCAUUCUCUUGUAUCGCCUGUGGAAGAUCAUGACAGAGCCCUUUCAGAACUCCCUGAGCUGAAAGAGAAACAGGUGCCAGUGACAGAUCGAUCAAAGAUGCAGCUUGUCCCGAUGCAGAAUGACUUAAUCCCAGAUGAGCUCCUGGCCACCCUCACCUCAACCAUCUGUCCCCAUGAUAGGCUGGGACCCCCAAAGCUAACCAAGACCCCCAAAGACUUCAAGGUCUAUGGAAUACGACACACGGACGCGGUUUGGCAUCACCCAGUUGGACGCAAGAAAUACAAAUACUUUCUCGACCAACCAACGUCAUUGACUGGAGCGGGCAGGGACAUCUCCUUUUUGUGUGAUUCCAUGGCCUCUCAGAGGGAGAGGAUUCCCCUGCCACCCAUGGCUGACAGGGGCACCACCCACACACAGGGCAUUCAAAAGGACAUGAGCCUUAUGGAGAGCCUCAUCCCAGAGGAAUAUCACAUUGUGAAAAACAAAGGGGUUCAAGGACUGGAGUGCUAUGACGAUAAAUUCACAGUACUGUUGGAGGACGACGAAAGGAUGCUCAAAGUCUUUCCAUCAAUGAGGCCCAGUGGGCGGCUGGAGGCAGUGCAGCUGAUGAAGGUGAUGGAUGAGAUGUUGGACAGAGCAGGGGUCAACCAGGAGUACAGAGCACUGACUGGACUGUCACAGAUGCAAGGCCUUCUAGAGCUGGUGCGUGUGGAACAGAACAUCUACAACAUAGUGUUCCAUGAGCUGAUCAGACAGGUCAGUGUGGAGUGUGCAGAGAGAGGACAGCUCCUGGCUAAGCUCAGACAGAGGUAUGUGGCUCUGUUGGACCGUAUCCCCAGGCAGCUGAAGGGUCUCCACACAGAGACACUGGCCCAGAGAGCUCUGGACCGCAGGCUCACAGAGGAGAUCAUCUGCUUCAGGAGCUCCAUCUCUAAGCUUAACACAGAGCUGUGUAAGAUGAGGGAGCAUGACGAGUAUGUGUCCAAGCAGGCUGAGAGAGCACAGGAGGAGCUGGCCAAGGCUCUGGAACAAUCACAGAAGAACUCUGAUGUGGUGGGAGAGUACCAUGGCCUGUAUGAGAUGCAGAGGAGGAGAUUGGAGGGACAGGUGGCCAGACUGACGGACGAGAGGGACCUGUGGAGCAGAGUCACUUACAACCUGGCCCUCAAGGUGAUCAAGUUGAACAACCUCCAGCUGGCCAGCAGGCUUCACGUCAGUGAGCAGACCUGGACCAAGACUGCUGAGCACUUUACACUCUUCCUGACCUCCAAGGACACAGAAGACUUGAACCAUAUCAUGCAGCUGACAGAGCAGUGGAAGGAGCAGCUGACGUCCUUUGUGCAGAGUCUGAGAGAGGCUGAGCACGGUCACUGUGAGGGGAUAAGUAGCAUACAAGCUGACAUCGUCAAAUGGCACACGUUCGUUGGCGCCAACAUCAGGAGCCCGGAUCCGAAAUUUGAGAAAGUUUCAGAAGAACAGCUUUAUUCAGAUUUGAAACAGUGGUCCAAUGCGUUGACCAUUCAGUGUGAGCGCUACGGGGGCGAAGACCUCCUCUCCUGCCAGGAGACCCUCAACAUGCUGGGCCAGCUGCAGGAGGCCUGGGAGGAGGUGGGCCUCCGGCUCUUCAGGAGACACCCGGCCCCAGACGGCGAGCCCCCCAGGGGCCAGGAGGCCAUGAGGGAGCUGGGCCUGGCCGUGUCGGAGCUCCACAAGCAGCUGGGCACGCGCAUCAACGGCGAGAGUGGAAUCCACAAGCAACUGAUGAGUCUGGUCGGGGUGAUGGAAUUCUGGGCCACCCGACUGAAGGCCCUUGUUGGCCGCACAGAGAGGCUGCCCCACUGUGAUUGGCUGAAGCUGGAGAAGGCCCUGGGUAGCUGGAUGUUGCUGGCGGAGGAGUCCUUGAAGCACGUCCACAGCACCCAGCCUGAGAAUGAGAGGGUCAAGCACAAACCACACGUCCAGAUCGAGAUCAAUGAUGUCUUCAACACUCUCCGGGAGUUCAUCUUGACCCAAGCCAACUUCUUUGACUGUGAGAACCGAAGGCUAUGUGAGGAGGUGAACUCCAUCCACACGGCUCUGACUCGCUGGAUGGUGGACAUGCUCCUCCAGAUGGUCCCAGACCACUGUGACGACCAGGAGCAAGACGCCCUGCCGGGGAUCAACACCACCGCCAUCAUGGAGGUCUCCCUGGAGCAACUAGAGGAAGACGCCAAGAACCUCUCAGAGAAACUGGACUACUUCUCCAAAUAUAUCACCAGCUCUUGUCGGGCCAUUGUGGAGGAGGAGAUUCAGAGGAGCAUGGCUCGGGAUGACUCAGAGAAUGAGCUUUCUGAGCUUAGUAAACUGCAGAGGGAAUGUGGCGAGUGGAUGGAGUCCUGUCGGAUCCUGCUGUCCGACAAGAAGGGCAGUCCCGUGGAGCUGCUCGUCACACUGAAUUUGGUCCAUCGUUCUUUCACGGAACUCCUUCCCUCUGCGAUGCCCAGCAUGGAAUCUCUGAUGAACCUACCGGCAGUUGUCCCACUAGAAGCUUUGGAUGAAGAAGAGGAGCCGAACAAGAAGAGUCCAAUGGAAUUCAUUGAGGUCGUACACAUGGUGGAGGCAGAGUACCCAGAAGAGGCCCUGGAGUGCUCACUGGCCGGCUCUAUUAUGAAGCUGAUAGGCCAUGAUGGUAACAUCAUUGAGCGAACCCUGGGGGAGGAUACUAUUCAGCUGGAUGGGACCGAAGACAUGGUUGCCCGUCCACACACACCUAACGGUCAGAGAGCCUUUGAUGCCCUGGCCACAGUAGGGGUUCUGCAGCACGAGUUACUUGGGGUUGAGGCUCGUGUCCAGCGAGCAGAGGAACGGGCCCUAAAGGCAGAGGAGGCCCUCCAGGCUGCGCUGGAGAAGAUCCAAGAUCUGGAGAGACAGCUACAGGGCAGGCCCAGUCUGGAGGCCAAAGUGAGCAAGCAGUCUGUGGCAGCGUCUCCCAAGUCAAAGGUGUCCAGCCCUGAACCCAAACCAGUGAGUCAGAAGCCUGAGCCUAGCCCCAGACAAACCAAGCCCAAGAAACGCUGAACCCUGAAAACAGUACUGUAGCUUCAGAUGUAAUGUGAAACUCUGCUCCUCUGAAGAUCCAACGUCUUUGUAUUUGACAAACGAAUAAACGCAAAGUGAUGUCUAAGUAUUAUA